Messenger RNA from Delphinapterus leucas (beluga whale), 450 nucleotides. Lineage: Eukaryota; Metazoa; Chordata; Mammalia; Artiodactyla; Monodontidae. The record is from RefSeq and is a predicted model, not a curated record.
AUGACGCUGCCUGCUCGGGGCUUCCAAGGAGCCAGAGAGAGAGGACGGAGCCUGCUAGUGGUGGUCUGUGGACUGAGAGGGGUUCCCCGAGGGUCCCAGGACAGAGCAGUGCUCACCUUGCUGCUCUGCCUCGCCCUGCCUCUCCUGACGGGGCUGUCUGCUUGCACUGUGGCAGGUGACAAGGAACUAGCACUUGACGCUGAAGCUGGGUCCUGGGGGACCGUGACCCUGGAGGUAGAUGUUGUGCCCAGCAUUCAGCUCCAGCUCUGGGAAGUGAAGAGGGGCAAAGCGAACCAGUUCUUUGGACUGAUGGGGAAGCAGGUGGGAGGAAUACCUCCCAUCCAGCCAGAGAGAAGAGGGUAUCAGCGAGGACCAGUAGUCCAGGGCCACCUGGGCAGGGGAGGACCAUCUACAGAAGGCCGAGAGGAUGAGGACCACUGGUCAGAGUGA